AUGGAGUACGAACCCACACUAUCAAACCUUUAUAGGUAUCCAUUAAUUGAAAGAGAAAGCAGCUCUCCAAACCCUUUGUAUUUGAAUCCCAUGGUAGAUAAAGACCUACUACAUUUGGACCUGUCCUCCGUCAAUGAAAGUGCGAAGAUGUCUCCAAAGGAAAAACAAGAAACUGACAGCUUAAAAAUAGUUGAUCCAUAUGCUAAGUUUCAGAAGAAGAGAACGCAGAUCUCCAAAGCACCUCCGAAACUUAUGGUUCCGGAAAGCACAGGAGAUUUUGGCCUUUUCUCUAAUAAGAGGGGGAGUGAGCACACUCACAAAGAGAUUCGGAGUGCUGUCCUACAAAACACUGAGAGCUCUAUUGGAAUCGGUUUCAAACUCAGGCUAGACAAGAACAGUGAAAGUAUCAUCAAGCUAGACACGUUUGAAGAGCGGAAAGAGGUUUAUUUCCCAAACAAAGAAUCUGCUGGAAAAUAACCAAAAUCCUAUGAAUCCUCACAAUUUCUUUAACCCUUUUAGCCACAAAUCUGAUUCUUUCGUCGAAGAAAACUUGUCAGAAUCUGAUGAAGUGGAAUCUCGUGCCAAAAAGCUUGUUGAAGAAGGAAGGAUUACACAAAACAAUAUUUCAUAUUUUGGGAAUAAAAACUUUGCACAGAAAGAAUCUUUAUCCAAGAAAAUUCAUGGAGAUUCUGGAUCAACCCAAAAUCUUGAAACUGAGAAAAGGAAAAGUGAAGAAAAUAGCAUGUCAAAAGAGGCAUCCUUAGAGAAAGGGAAUCUAAGGGAAGAAAGUAAACAGGAUUCUCAAAAUUAUCUUAAGUCUCCUGCGGAUGAUCAUCCAUACCCAAAUGAGAAGGUUCAGAUCGACCACCAAGUUUUUGAAACAUUUAGAAAUUUUAAUUCAAAGAAGGACAGUAGUGAAAAAAUCCUUGAGAACUUACGAAAAGAUUCUAACCAUGACAUCAGGUCUCCAAAUUUCUCGAACAAAGUGCCUGUAAUCAGUGACACUAAGAACAUGAGUGAAGAUACACCUACCAAAGAUAACGCUAACAGCAACUUCUCAAUGAGCCAAGAAAUGAUCAAUGACAUUAUCAUGAAACAAAUAGAUAAUGACAUGAGCGUCAUGUCUUAUGUCCAUGAGCAGAAUCAGAGUCAGAAGCCUACCAGAUCAACUCAUUCUCUUAGCAGACAGGAUAGGUGCUCGUCUGCAGUCUCCAGGCUUCACUCUAAACAUCUUGUUGGACAUGGGUUUAGUGAAAUAAUGUCAAAGAUCUCAGAAGAAAAUGAGAGAACCAAGAAGCUUUACAAAAAGAGGAAGAGAAAUUUCCGUAAGAAGAGGCAACUUUCAAAGGAAACCCCCUUCGCUUCUAAUAACUCUUCAAUGAACGAAUUUGUGUUUAAAUAAGCGUAUUGCUGAUGAUAUUUCCCAUAUGAUAAUCGAAAAUCUUCAGAAAUAUCAAGGCCAUCGCAAUGAUGGGGCAUCUUUUUCCAUUAAAAAGGAUACUACAAAUGCUAGCCCUGAACUGAGGAAGAAAUAAACUUAAAACUAAGCUGUUCGGAAGGGCAAAGCCGAAUCUUGAUAAAUAUUUCAUUUCAUUCAGACGGAAGAAAAGAAAUAUUGUUAGGGAGCUUUCUGCUCAUCCACAUAAUUAACAAUACUAGUUCAAUCGAUAUCAAGAUAGAUACAGGUCCUGAUAGUUUCCAGGGAAAACCGGCUGUUGCCUCACAAGGCUACAGAGAUACUCCCUUGAUAAAUACCGUUCACAGGAAGUCUCUCGGAGAUGAUGAAAAACCUACUAUCAAAAUUAACGGAGAUGUUAUCUUCAACAAACCUGUGAAUGAGGAAAGUUUCUCCAAGAGACUUUUUAAUCACAAUUCUAAUCGGAAGAUAGCCUCUGCAAAGAAUCGAGAUAACUUCAGGUUCAGUAAAAGGAAAUAAGUCAAUGUUUUCCCAAUUCAGCGCUGAUGGGGUGUAUAAGGAGAGUACCGAGAACUCUGUGAAAAUUGCUAAUAUGGAUAAAACAACAAUAUCUAAGAACAGUAAGAGAUCAGAACUGCUUUCACUCGUCAGCAAGCUUGUUCAUAAAUACAAGUCAUCUCUUCACAACAGAAAGAAUCAUACAAGAAGCGAGUCUAAGACUAAGAAAUUCUUUGGGAUUUCUCCUGUUGUCUCUAAUCCAAAUAUUUCUAAUAAUGAGACUAUCACACAACAUUCCCUUGCGAAGUGCUAUGCUUCAACAGCUUCUGGGUUUAAGAUUAUGAAAUUAUCGCAAGAAUUUUCAGAAACUAAGGCGAAUCAAAACGCAGAUAUUUUAAAAGCACCUAUAUCAGGGACCAGCCAUAUCCAGACUAGAAGACUUUAUCCAGGAGGAAAGCUUGAAAUCAUCAAUCUUAUGUCAGACAUAGAGUUGGCUGGGGAGUUCUAUAAGCCAAUAGUGCUACAGGGUAAAUAACAAAGUUAUCAACAACAAAUUCUCUGAAGGCUUUAUUAGGAAAGAGAUUAAGAAAAUCGAAAAACUUGCGAAGAACAAUGAAAUCCUAGCUAAGGGUACAAGAUUUAUGAACAUCAGGGAUGCUCCAUCAAUGUCAGUCCUUAGUGAGAAAUCUAAGGAAAAUGAGACAUCCAAACAUGAAGAACUUGAUUUAAGCUACCUUACCUCACAAAUGGGAGGCUAUUCAUGUCCGGAUAGCUCUGAUUAUAUAGAUAACCUACGGUUUGACUUAAAACCGCCUGAGAUUUACAUCAGGCGGAGUGAUGUAGACGCCACAAAGCAUAUAGCACAUUUGAAUAAGAACAAUGUCACCUUAUUUCCAUUCUUUGGAGGCUCAUGUUUGAAAUUCUAG
This is a messenger RNA of Moneuplotes crassus, 2841 nucleotides long. NCBI's taxonomy places the organism in Eukaryota, Ciliophora, Spirotrichea, Euplotida, Euplotidae. The record is from the annotation of a GenBank genome assembly.